CCUUGAAAUUUUAGGAAAUCCUUGGAAUAUUAGAAAAAUCUCUUCUACAGAGAACUGAAGAGUAAAGAAUGUUUAAACACUUUUCAGCCACUAAAAACUGAGCAUGAUUGCCACCUCUCACUUUUUCAUCCCAAAAAACAUUUGUUUUCUUCUAUCCGCCAUGCUUUCAUCAAUCAUGCUGUGCCAAGUAACACAAGGAAGUGAGCUUAAUGAUUCAACCGGAUGAAAGGCAAAGAUACAAUAUUUCAUCUUUCCACAAGCACUUUUUGGCCUUCUCCCUAUUUAAUCUAUAUAUUACAUAACCAGGGGCUGCUAAACUUCUCAUUCUCUAGCUUAUGGCAUUGAAAAUGAAGUCGAAUAAAGGGAAAUUGUGUUUGAUUACGCUAGCGUUGGUGUCACUGAUGUUCGAAUGUGCAAUUUCUGAUGAUGCCAAGGAUAAGCAAGAAUGUACAAAUGCUCUAGUUGGGCUAGCCACAUGUUUACCUUAUGUUGGUGGAAAUGCAAAAUUCCCAACACCAGAUUGUUGCAGUGGUUUGAAAGAAGUCCUCAAGACCAACAAGAAGUGUCUGUGUCUCGUAAUCAAAGAUCGAAAUGAUCCAGACUUAGGCCUCAGCAUCAAUGUUACACUCGCUCUAGGCCUACCAUCAGUCUGUAAUGCCCCUGCCAAUGUUUCUGAAUGCCCUGCUCUGCUCCACUUGGAUCCUAAUUCACCCGAUGCACAGGUUUUCUAUCAGAACGGUCAUGCAUCUAGCAGUAUUGCUGGUAGUCCUGUAAGCGGUCCUACUGGAACAGUUGGAGCAAGUCCUGCUGGUUCCCCUGCAGCAGCCAGUCCAGGACCAAACGCUAAACAGCACAGUGAUGGAAAUCGUAGUGGAAAGCAAUGGUGUGGAGUGGAAGCUGUUGUUACCACUCUAUUCUUGUGGUCUUUCACUUCAAACUUGAUCAUUUAAGACGAGCAAAAAAUCAGAUGAUAUGAUUCUCCUUGCUGUUCGGAAUACUGUACGUUGAGUUUUUCUCAUUUUGCUCCAAGUUAUGAUCCUGGUGCUCAUUGCUGCUGCUUGUUAUCUUAGCUUUUUGAUGAUUGGUGAGCUUUUCUUUCCCCCACUGACCAUCUACGGUUUUCUGGUUGGGAAUCUUUUGUUGGAGUACAUAGAAGAUGAAGGGAUCCUUCUAGUUCUAGCUGAUUAGGUUCCUAUGAAAAGAAAAAAGGCAGUUUAUGGUAGUGGUACUUAGAGAUAGGUCGGAAUAAUGUAGUUGAAAAGUGUAGACUUGGUUCUGCGAUCAAUAAAAUCUUUAAGCGAUCUCUUUUAUGGAA
Molecule: messenger RNA, 1315 nt
Organism: Coffea arabica (coffee)
Lineage: Eukaryota; Viridiplantae; Streptophyta; Magnoliopsida; Gentianales; Rubiaceae
Product: non-specific lipid transfer protein GPI-anchored 14
Biological process (GO): lipid transport
Molecular function (GO): lipid binding
Source: RefSeq, a predicted model, not a curated record